Aegilops tauschii subsp. strangulata is the source of this 2748-nucleotide messenger RNA. Its product is annotated as O-fucosyltransferase 15. NCBI's taxonomy places the organism in Eukaryota, Viridiplantae, Streptophyta, Magnoliopsida, Poales, Poaceae. The record is from RefSeq and is a predicted model, not a curated record.
AACCCAUCCCUCCUACGAUCUACACACAACUCCAGCGCGCAACACACUUUCCAUCAAUCAAUUAAACAAAGCUCGCAAUCAAUCGCAGCCGCACUCCGCUAAACCCACGCCGAUCAUCCCACGCCCACGCAGCUCGCUCGAUUCCCACUCCCUCCCACCAAAUCCCCUGCCUCCCCGCGCGCGCGCCCGAGAUCCAAAUCCGGCCGCCGCCCGCGAUGCCGGAGGCGGCGUCGCCGCCGCCGCUGCUCCCGCCGCCGGCCUCGGCGAGCUCCCCGGCCGCCUCCGUGCUGCGGACUCGGCGGCGGCGCAGGGCGUGGCGCCGCCCGCGCGGGCUGCUCUGCUGGGGCGCCCUGGUCGCCUUCUUCUUCCUCAUGAACUGGUGGAUGUUCUCCCGCCUCCAGGACCCCGCCACGCGCCCGCGCUUCCGCCUCCGCCGCCACCCGCCCCGCGCGACCAACUCCUCGCUCUCCACCCUGGAAGAGGUGAAUGCUACUGAAAAGGGGAAGAGGCCUCACCCGGUCAUGCUCACACGCCUGCUCGCUUUGGCGGCCCAUGCUUUGGCAGAGGUAGAUAAUAGGCCAGAACCCAAAGACCUAUGGAAAGAGCCAAUAAAUGCUACUUUGUGGAAACCUUGCUCUGACCAAAGGGAUUGGGAAGCAUCAGGCAAUAUCAGUUCAUCAGAGGGAACCAAUGGUUACAUCAUCAUCAGUGCAAAUGGUGGAAUAAACCAGCAAAGGGUAGCGAUAUGUAAUGCCGUUACCAUAUCCCGGUUGCUCAAUGCAACUCUUGUCAUUCCAAAGUUCUUGUACAGUAAUGUCUGGCUGGACAAAAGCCAGUUUCGAGAUAUAUAUCAGGAGGAUUAUUUUAUCAAAUAUUUGAAACCUGAUAUUCGGAUUGUGAAGGAGCUUCCUUUGGAGUUGCAAUCGUUAGAUUUGGAGGCAAUUGGUAGCCUUGUUAAUGAUACAGAUGUCAUGAAAGAGGCAAAACCAAGUAUAUAUGUAAAAAAGAUACUACCAAUUUUACUGAAGAACAGAGUUGUCCACUUUGUAGGAUUUGGCAACCGCUUAUCUUUUGACCCGAUACCAUUUCAACUUCAGAGAUUGCGAUGCAGAUGUAACUUUCAUGCUCUUCGUUUUGUACACAAAAUACAAGAAACUGGUGCAUUACUCGUAGAGAGAUUGCAUGGCCACAUGCCCCAUCUGUCUCCUUUGCAAGAUAAUCUUUUAGGUCAUUUUGCUGGGAAAUCCGUCCCCGGUGGGAACAGGAACGGGUCGUCCAAAUAUCUAGCAGUUCAUCUCAGAUUUGAGAUUGAUAUGGUUGCAUACUCAAUGUGUUACUUUGGUGGUGGGAAAGAUGAGGAAGAGGAAUUAGAGAUGUAUCGUCAAAUUCAUUUUCCUGCUCUGACAGAAAUCAAGAGGACAACAAAAUUGCCCUCUGCUGCUUUCUUGCGAUCUGAAGGCAAAUGCCCCCUUGCACCUGAAGAAGCUGUGCUUAUGCUCGCUGCUAUUGGUUUCAAGCGCAGGACUAGUAUAUACAUUGCAGGUGCUGAAAUUUAUGGAGGGGGGCGUAGGAUGGCUGCCAUAAGUCGCCUUUAUCCUGCUUUAGUAACUAAAGAAACACUUCUGUCCCCAUCGGAGCUUGAACCAUUCAGAAACUUCUCAUCGCAGUUGGCAGCUCUGGACUUUAUUGCAUGUGCAUCAGCUGAUGCAUUUGCUAUGACUGACCCAGGCAGCCAGUUCUCUUCUCUUGUUCAAGGAUACCGCAUGUACUAUGGUGGUGGGGACCUUCCCACAUUAAGACCAAAUAAGCGUCGCCUAGCCAGCAUACUUGUGAAGAAUGCCACAAUAGAGUGGAAGGAAUUUGAAACUAGAGUAAACAAACUCAUACAACAAACUAAGCAAGUCCAUGAGAGGCCAAUUGCAAGGAGCAUAUUCAGACAUCCGCGUUGUCCAGAGUGUAUGUGCAGAACAGAUAAUUGAGACAUUUUGGAAGUUUCUUGUGCCUGUAACGGUAUUAUGCUGCCAGAGGCCCAGAGCUUGUUUUGGCUCUUUGGCUGAUACCUCAAUAUGAAGCACAACUGGAAUCAACUUUGAGAUUGGGUGACAAAGUUCUCACUUUAGCUGAACAACAACUGUGCAUUCUAAAUAUGGUUCCAGCACAGCUGAUUGGGAUCAAAUUCAAUUUACUGACUGCUCUGAUCAGCUUGACAUUGCGUUGCAUUUGGAUUAUGGUAGAUCAGGAACUAUUUUUUUUGCAUCUGAGCUACGAUGUUGCUGCUGCCGUAUUUUUGAUAAAGUCAGGCUGGGAACGGCAUUGUUACCGCGAGUGUAUCAGGAACUUUUUUUUUGCAUCUGAGCUACGAUGUUGCUGCUGCCGUAUUUUUGAUAAGUCAGGCUGGGAACGGCAUUGUUACCGCGAGUGUAUUAUCUGUAUAUCUGACAGAUGGAAAAACAACUAAAUUAUUUCUGUUCAGAGUUCAGAAGAUCUAUCAUUUGUCAACACAGGCUUCUGGCUUUCUGCGAUUGGAGCAUGCCAUAUCAAUUGUGGUUCGUCCAUCAUUUGUUUAGUCAAGUUCUCAAACUUGCUGUACAUUUUGUUCCCAUUCCUUUUCAGUGGAUAAUGUUGUACUAUACGAGCCGUACAUAUUGUAAGUUUAUACCAAAGGGCAAAGUUAGCAAUGCUGCCAUUUUGUGUAUCUAUACAUUGUGUAUCAUCAAAGUGCAGACUUGCAGCGUCAUGCUGCUGCUA